GCCGGACUUAUUCGAGCCAGUUUGAGCAGAAGAAGCGGUUAAUGAGAGAACUCGGACAAAUCUGACCAACUUCACCAUGAGGAGAUCAACACUGUACCUGCUGCUGGCCGUCCUGAGCUCUGGAUGCGUCUCGGCUUCGUCACCCGCCCCAAAAUGCACAGGUCAAAAAGAUGAAGGAACUGGAGAAGAAAAGAUUAAGAAAUAUUUCUACGAUUCGCACACAGAUUCCUGUGUGCCCUUCUACUUUAAGGGAACAGGCGGGAACGGCAACCGCUUCGACAGCGAUAAAGAGUGUGUGAAAGCAUGCUCUCCUAAUGCCCUCCAGUUUUACCCCACUGAUGAAUCAUCAAUUUGCUCUAUGAAAAUGGAUGAAGGAACCUGUUUCGCUUUAUUUCCCAUGUAUUAUUACAAUUCUGAGGAGAAGAUCUGCCGUAUGUUCAUAUACAGAGGCUGCAGAGGAAAUGCCAACCGCUUCGAGUCUCGAGAAGAAUGUCAGCAGACCUGUCUCGCGCGGUCCGGCCGGCUGCUGGGAGCUGCAGAUCUGCCCAACCCUGAUGAGAAGACUGUUGAUGCAGGGCUGAUUGUGGGGGUUCUGGGUGGGCUUGUGUUUGCUGGUGCCGUCAUUGCUGCAGUCGUCAUGUUUGUGCUUAAUAAGAAAAGCAAGAAGUCCGAGAGGAAGCCGGUGCCGACAUCUGAUAUUGAGCUGAAGUAGAUCUGUCUGUUCACAGCAUUAGUCUCUCUGUACAUACACUCCUCCUGCUUUUGUACCAUUUAUACUGCAGUCACGUUAGAAAAGUCAUUCAACAGGGGCCAACAAGCUGUUAGAAGUAGGCCAAAUGUCAUCUAGGAAAUGUUGCUUGACUGUAAGAGUUCAGUAAUGUUCUGUUAAUCAGUUCAGUACAAUCAGCAGUCCUCCUGUUUGUUUUAUACCGCUGCAGAUUUGACAUUCACUGUGCUUAAUAAGAUGAUGCAUUGAUGAUGUAACAAAUAAAUCAAUACUUUUUUGUUCUAUA
Molecule: messenger RNA, 1013 nt
Organism: Danio aesculapii
Lineage: Eukaryota; Metazoa; Chordata; Actinopteri; Cypriniformes; Danionidae
Gene: tfpil
Exons: 6
Coding region: 77-712 (211 amino acids)
Molecular function (GO): serine-type endopeptidase inhibitor activity
Source: RefSeq, a predicted model, not a curated record